Molecule: messenger RNA, 1580 nt
Organism: Ostrea edulis (European flat oyster)
Lineage: Eukaryota; Metazoa; Mollusca; Bivalvia; Ostreida; Ostreidae
Product: glutathione S-transferase 1-like
Exons: 5
Coding region: 779-1393 (204 amino acids)
Biological process (GO): glutathione metabolic process
Molecular function (GO): glutathione transferase activity
Source: RefSeq, a predicted model, not a curated record
GGUUACGACCAAAGUUUGUACCUUUCGUGCCUCACAAGGGGCAGAACAAUCUAAUUAAAAUUAGAUCCUCUGAUCCGCUCAUCUACUAUCGCUACACAUAUUGUUUAGCGAUAGUAGAUGAGCGGAUCAUAAGAUCUAAUUUUAAUUAGAAUGAGGGGGAAGAAAAACAAAAACGGCAAAAAUGACCAAUUAUGUUUACAAUGUGGAAUCAAAGGGUUGAGGUUGGUGGUUGGGGUGCAACACCCCGUAACUCCCUCUAGAUCCGCCACUGAACAGAUUAAAAACUUUCCAAACUAACCAUCAGACUAUUAAUCGAACCCCCGGAAUGUUCAAUAUUCCUUUAUUAGGUCAGUGAUUGGCGGUGAUGUCUAAACGAGAUUUCUUAAUGGCUGUGAUAAGCUCUCCGAGUAAACAAUACUAUCUUCUUGUGGUAGAAACAUUUUAAGCAUUAUGGGCAUUCGGGAGGAAGUAUGAUUUAAUUUAAAAAAUCAAAUACACGGAUGUGGUGUGCUUGUCCUUAAAUUUAUUUCCGGAAGUGCUGAGUGUGACUCCCUUGCAAACUCAAAAAGUUGAAGUUGCUCAAGAUGAUUUAAAUAAUUUGUUACGUACAACACCCUCUGGUGCCUCAACAUUUUUGCAUAGGCAAGGAUCUCCGGAAUCGAUGCUAUUAAAUAAAAUUCCUCUCAACUUACAGAAUAAUUGAGUCAUCUGAAACUUAAUCAUAUGUGAAAAAAAGUAGGUACUGACAACAUUUACAGCUGUCACUUUUGAAUACAUCAUGUCGGAAUAUAAGUUGACGUAUUUUGACAUUCGUGGACGGGCAGAAAUUUCCCGGCUUGUGUUCGCCGCCGCUGAUGUACCUUAUACGGACGAAAGAGUAAACCGUGAGAACUGGCCGGCACUGAAAGCAAAAACACCCCAGGGGCAGCUACCAAUUCUGACCAUAGAUGGCGCUAAUACAUUACCUCAAAGUUUAGCCAUUGCACGGUAUUUGGCCCGAGAAUUCGGUCUUAGCGGAAAAACAAAUUUAGAGCAUGCGCAAUGCGAUGUUAUCGUGCAGACGACGGAAGAUUUGCGGUCAGAGUGGGUCAAGGUUUUCAGAGAGCAGGACGAGACGAAGAGGGCUGAACUACAGAAGAAAUUAAUAGAAGAGAUUGUUCCUAAGUUCUGGACAAUUUUUCAAGUAACACUUACCUCCAACCCCACUGGAUACAUGGUGGGAGACAGAUUAACAAUCGCCGAUCUUGCUGUAUAUGACGUCAUGGAAAUUCAUACUCGGGAUUAUCCAGAUCUCAUUAAAGGUUUUCCCGCGCUUCUGACACACAGACAGAUGGUAGCGGACACACCGAACAUUAAGAAAUAUCUAGAGAAGAGAGCUGUCACUCUGUAUUAGCAAUGCAUUCCAUUAAUGAUUUCAUCGCAUGUACAUUCAACUGUGGAAUACUACAUUUAUACAUUAUUAUAUCACCUCGAUUUGUGUUACUCUUUAUUGUUUGAUGUUCGUGUAAAACAAUUUAUAUGUAUAUAGUUCAAGUGACGAAUUUUAUACAAUUUACAUGUAAUACAGGUAUAUAGUUCAA